Messenger RNA from Paramecium sonneborni, 1181 nucleotides. The record is from the annotation of a GenBank genome assembly. Lineage: Eukaryota; Ciliophora; Oligohymenophorea; Peniculida; Parameciidae.
AUGAAUCGUUUAAAUUGCAAGUACUAAUAAAAUUAACAACAAUACACUUAAUAUUACCAAGAAUCUCAAAAAAAAUGUCAUGAAUUUAGAUAAUAUGUUUACGAAGACUUAUAAAUCUUAAUAAAUUUAAUAUAUGGAAGGAAUGCUAUACUUGAACAUUUUAAGAAUGAUCCAUAUCAUCCUAUCGUUUCUAGGAUGAAUAACAAAAUACUACUAUAUUUAAAUUAAUCAAAUACAAUACAUUUAGGCUUGUAAUAAUAAUAUUAAAGGGAUUCAUAUUUAUCUAAAUUUUUGAUAUAAGAGAGAUUGAUAGCAUAUAGAAUUCUUAAAAAUGUUAUUAAUUUUAAUGAUAUUGAAAUGAACUCAUCAAAUUAAAAUUCAAGUCGGAUAAUCAGAAAUAACGAAAUAGAAGAAGAAUAUGUGAAUAAUGAAGAUUCAAUAUAAACAGCAUUAAUAGAAUACUCUAAUGAUUAUUAGAAUGGCAAUUUUAAAAUGAAUAAAUAUAAAUUACAAGAAACAGGUUUAGUUGCUAAAUCAGAAGAAUCGGAUUUAAUUAAAAGAAUUUCAGCCGAAUUCACUAUUGAUUCAAGAGCUAAUUCAUUAAGAAAUGGUUAAAGUUAUGAUACUCCCUUAGAAUGUGAUAUUUUAAAAACAGCAAAGUAUUUUAUAAUUAUUAUUGUAGAUAGUUUUAAAAUAAAGUUAGAGAUAAGUUAAAGUAAAAUUUUCACUAAAUAAACACAGGAGGAAGCUAGAUAAAAAAUAAUAAUACAGAAGAAGAAACUAUUUAAAAUGAAUUUAUUAAAUUUUAACAAUUCUAUAAGAACGGAAUCGAUAAUAAACAAUAGAUGGAUUAAUUUAUUUAAGAAUAUUAAAAUUUAAUACAUGUUUUGCUUAGUGAUUAUUAAUAUGAAUAAUAUUUGAAAUAGAUUUAAGAUUUGAGAUUAAGUGGCAAUAAUUUGUUUUAUGAUCACUAUUAAUUGUUCUAUUUUUUCAGACUUUUUACUGCAGAACAUAAUACAAAAAAGCCUGAAAUAAACCAUAUUAUUUAUUUCUUUAACUAUUUGGAAUAAAUUAAGAAGAAUAAAAUAUCUAUCCAAAGGGAAAAACCAGAAGAAUUAUUUUCAGAAAAAUAUAAUUAUUAAUUUUACCAAGAAUUCAAAAAAUGUUACAAAAUGGAAUGA